Plasmodium cynomolgi strain B is the source of this 240-nucleotide messenger RNA. RefSeq names its product CYIR protein. Lineage: Eukaryota; Apicomplexa; Aconoidasida; Haemosporida; Plasmodiidae. The coding region runs from base 1 to 240 and encodes 79 amino acids. The record is from RefSeq and is a predicted model, not a curated record. The transcript has 2 exons.
AUGUCAACAGCACUUAUAGGAACAACGGAUGCAUUAAUUCCCUUGUUUGGGGGAUUAUAUAAGGUUAAAGAAAAUAAGUUUAACCUACAUAGACAAUUGAUUAAUUCUAAAAAAGGAAAAUUAACUCAUUAUCAUAGAAAUAAUUAUGACGAAAUGAGAAAAAUAAUAUUAAUGUAUCAGGAAAAUGAACUUAUAAGUUUUAAGAAAGGAAGGUACAAUAUUAAAUAUCAUUCUGCAUGA